Messenger RNA from Patella vulgata (common limpet), 1034 nucleotides. RefSeq lists its product as uncharacterized. NCBI's taxonomy places the organism in Eukaryota, Metazoa, Mollusca, Gastropoda, Patellidae. The transcript is spliced from 5 exons. The record is from RefSeq and is a predicted model, not a curated record. The coding region runs from base 68 to 979 and encodes 303 amino acids.
CUUUUCAUCGACAUCUGUUCAACUCUUGGUAUUACCAUUAGAUACAAGUUUUAUCGGAGACUUCAUCAUGCGGGCUCUAAUACUGGUUUUCAUCAUGGCCACCGUCUGCGGACAUCGUAAUAAAAUUCAUUCAUAUUUCAAGUCAUCAAUUCAGACAAACUGUGAUGGUGUUAAACUGAGAGGUUUUUGCCUCUUCGGUGAUCAGUUGAAGCAAUUUGUCACAGGUAACACCAAGCGGCUGACCCGAAAAUGUUGCAGUGACAGCGAUGCUAUGGAAAAUGCUUAUAUUGUGACCAAGAAUGGAGACCAAAUUGUUAAGACUUUAAAUGGAUUUUUCAAGCCAAUGGAAUUUGAUACUUGUGCAAUAAAAGGAGAAAACUUCUGUGCGAAAUGCUGUGAAGUUAAAAGUAACUGGGGAAACUGGUCACCGUUUAGUCAGUGUUCUGUGACAUGCGGUAAUGGGACAAGAACGCGAACUCGUACCUGUGAAAAACCGGCAUCAUCUCAUGGAUGUAGCGAUUGUGUGGGUGUGGAUACAGAAACGCAAGAUUGUAGCACUUUAUGUCCAGCUGAACUGUGUGCAACUUUUGAUGGUUAUGAAUUUGAUCCCGCCACCAACAUCUGUAUCAAAGUUUUCCAAAACAAACUGAACUUUUUUGGUGCCAAGUUCCAGUGCGAGGAGGAUAACGGUACUUUGUUUAAAAUGGAUACCACAGCUAAACGUGAUUUUCUAGCGUUACAAUUACAAGGAGACAGCACUUUAAGUUUUUUUCUUGGAGCGAUAGAUAAAAACGGUCAAAAUGAAUUUAUACAUCUCGAUGGCACAGCUGUUGAUUGGAUCGGCGAAGCACCUUUGUCGGGUAGACAAGACUGUGUCCGGUUUAAUCGGCCAAGAUCAGAAAUGGAUGAGACCUAUUGUUACAGUUUGUAUAAAUCUGUUUGCGAAAAAGAUGUCACAGCAACACCAAGUGAACCGUAAUAAAUAAUUCAACUUGGCCAUAAUUAUUAUUGUAAUAAAUAUUGUCCUUAGUUUA